GAAAACAAAUCAUCAGUCUCCGCUGUCAGCCCCCCAGCCUUCCUCCUCGUCCUCCUCCUCCUCCUCCUCCUCUUCCUCCUCGUCCUCCUCCUCCUCUUCCUCCUCCUCCUCCUCCUGAUGGAUGAGACGGUGAAGCCUCUGAGGAUUCCUCCUCAGAUGUCCGUCUACGCUGACAAACACAACAUCUUCCACCUGGUGCAGAGCAUGUUGUCCGGUCUGGUGAUCGAUCAGCCUGAGGAUCCGAUCUGUUACCUGAUCAGUCUGCUGCAGAGGAGCAGCGUGGACAUUCCCAGGGUCGUGCUGCUCGGCCCUCCUGCCGUUGGGAAGCACACAGUGGCCAGAAAGCUGAGUGCCGAGCUGAGAGCUGUUCACGUGACCGCAGACAGUUUACUGCAGGACCAAUCAGAGCUGAGCGUACAGGCACGCCAAUACACACUCACAGAGCAGGAGCUUCCUGCCGAGCUGCUGGUCGGACUGAUUCAACAGAGACUGAACGAGAUCGACUGCUUCAACAGGGGCUGGGUGUUGGAGGGAAUCCCUCAGACUCGUCUGCAGGCGCUGAGUCUCCAGCGCGGAGUCAUCCCAGAACAUGUUGUGAUGUUGGAGGCUCCUGAUGAUGUGUUGUUGGAGAGGAGUCAGGGGAAACUGGUCGACCCGCUGACAGGAGACGUGUACCAUCAGACCUUCAUCUGGCCGGUCGAUGAUACUGUCGCUCAGCGUCUGGAGGAGGGGCAGAGCCUAUCAGAGAAGCAGCGAUUGGCUGAGCUGCAGCGUUACCGCUGUGAGGUCACAGGUCUGAGCUCAGCCUAUCAACACGUCCUGAAGAUCAUCAACGGUGACCAACCACACGCUGACGUCUACCAGCAAGUGCUGGCUUUCGUUCGGACUCGUCAUCGCUCCAGAACUCCCAGAAUCCUCCUGUUGGGUCCACCGGGGGCAGGGAAGAGUCAUCAGGCCAGACUUCUGUCAGAGAAAUACAAGAUGGUGGAUGUGUGCUGUGGUCAGCUGUUGCGGUCUGUAGCAGCUGAUGGUUCAGCUCUGGGAGAAGAGAUCCAGCAAUACCUGGAUGAUGGAAGGCCAGUUCCAGACUCCCUGGUGCUGCAGGUUCUGGAGGAACGUCUGAGCCGAGUGGACUGCAGCUGCAGAGGCUGGAUCCUUCAUGGCUUCCCCUUCGACCUGCAGCAAGCCAAGAGCCUGCAGGAGUCCCAGCAGCCGCCCAACAGAGUUUUCUUCCUGGAGCUGACGGAUGACGUUUGUCUGGAGAGAAUCAGUCUGAGAGCUACAGAUCCAGUCAGCGGGCAGAGGUUCCACGCUGUGACUCGUCCGGCUCCGAGCUCCGAGGUCCAGAACAGGCUGAAGACCAGACCUGAGGACAGCACACACACUGUAACACACAGUCUGAGUCAGUACAGGAUACACACUGCUGCCCUGCAGUCUGUGUAUCCAGAUGCAGUUCACGUUGAUGCUGAUCAGGAUCCUCACUCUGUGUUUGAGGCUCUGGAGAGCAGACUGACAGCUGACUGACAGGAGGACUCACCUGGACUCACCUGGACUCACCUGGACUCAGGUUGGGGAGACCGGAGGAAGAGGAGUAGCUGCUGUACUUGCUCUUGGUUUGUUUUAAAAGAAAUAAAAUGUUUCAUCACCUCA
Siniperca chuatsi (mandarin fish) is the source of this 1650-nucleotide messenger RNA. RefSeq names its product adenylate kinase 8 (gene ak8). Gene Ontology annotation, biological process: nucleoside triphosphate biosynthetic process. Gene Ontology annotation, cellular component: cytoplasm. The record is from RefSeq and is a predicted model, not a curated record. Lineage: Eukaryota; Metazoa; Chordata; Actinopteri; Centrarchiformes; Sinipercidae. Gene Ontology annotation, molecular function: AMP kinase activity; nucleoside diphosphate kinase activity; ATP binding.